AUGCCGAAGGAGAAAGUUGAAGGGCUGAGGGAUGAUUUGACAUCUCGCCCUACCCUACUAUUAGUCUUCCGGCAGGGAGACGCGACAACGAGAACGACAAGAACCAAGGGUGUCUUUUUGGCAGACACAAUCAGCAUAAGCUCCCAAGUGCUCUCCUCCGAUCCGCCCGCUCACCCGCCCGCUCCGUGUGGGAGGUUGUCUCGUCGUAGUGUCAUGCCGACCAAUCUCGCAGCUUCUCGGCCGUGUCGUCUCUACUCCUCCGUCAAGAAGCGAAACGCCCAAGCGGGGACACCGCGGACUGGAAAAGAACGCACGGCGCAGUUCCUGCCCAGUCAGUGGGAAACGGUACCCGUUGCGGUCGUUGCGGUGGGCACGUAUGGUUGUGUGCGGAUAGACUCUGAGCCCUGGCCUGUUCGGUUUUGCUGCCUUGCUAUUGCUGCUGCUGCGGCUGCCCAGCUGGUCGGUGUGUUGGCCACAGCGGACGGGGACCGGGGCCGAUGA
Messenger RNA from Colletotrichum godetiae, 501 nucleotides. RefSeq lists its product as uncharacterized. The coding region runs from base 1 to 501 and encodes 166 amino acids. NCBI's taxonomy places the organism in Eukaryota, Fungi, Ascomycota, Sordariomycetes, Glomerellales, Glomerellaceae. The transcript has 4 exons. The record is from RefSeq and is a predicted model, not a curated record.